Messenger RNA from Cajanus cajan (pigeon pea), 3073 nucleotides. Its product is annotated as ABC transporter A family member 7. Lineage: Eukaryota; Viridiplantae; Streptophyta; Magnoliopsida; Fabales; Fabaceae. The record is from RefSeq and is a predicted model, not a curated record. Gene Ontology annotation, biological process: transmembrane transport; lipid transport. Gene Ontology annotation, molecular function: ATP binding; ABC-type transporter activity; lipid carrier activity. Gene Ontology annotation, cellular component: membrane; intracellular membrane-bounded organelle.
CUCAGCACCGCAUGCAGUGUAGAGUGUAAAGUAACGGUUAAGAUUGUAGGAAUUUGCUUUGCCUCCAUCGAAACACAAAUGGCAAAUCCCAGCUUCUGGACUCAAGCAAACGCGCUUCUCCGCAAGAAUCUCACAUUCCAGAAACGGAACGUCAAAACCAACGUUCAGCUGGUGCUCUUCCCGGUCAUCCUCUGCUUGCUGGUGUUCGCGCUCCAAUGCGUAAUCGACACGCAAUUCGACAAGCCCGAGUUCAAGUGCGGCUGCGUCUGCAGAAACAACCGCACUCGCUGCGCCGACUCGGAGAAGGUGUGCGGGAUACAGUAUUCGGAUCUCCUUCAGGCCGCCCUGUGUGCCAUUCCGAAACCGCCUCAGUGGCCACCGCUCUUGCAGCUUCCGGAGCCUUCCAACCGGGCCGUGCGAACCGCUUCUCUUCCCUUUUCGGAUUUCCCCGAUGCCUCCUGCCGGAUAACCGAUUCCUGUCCCCUUACUAUGCUCUUCACCGCAGAGAAUCACUCCCUUGCACAAACCGUGACUGCAAGUAUGUUUGGGAGUGCCUUGUCUAUGAGUGACUACUAUGAUAGGGAUAUUUAUGCGACCUCGGCGAUGAAUGUACUGGGAUCUGAUUCAGCGCCUGGGCAAAACAAUUUUAUUGAACCUGCUUUCUCUACGGGUCUUCCAAUUUAUUAUCUACAAAGAAAUUGCUCUGAUGCGGAGAAGUUUGGACUCUCCUUGCCGAUAGCAGACAAUGAGGUCGAACUCAAAUGUGCUCAGGCUCUAAAUUUAUGGCGCAAUAGUUCUUCUGAGAUCAACAGUGAGCUAUAUAAAGGUUAUUAUGGAGGUAACACAGAAGGACAAGUCAAUGAGAUAGUUUCAGCUUUUGAUUUUCUAAAUUCAAACGAGAAUAGAUAUAAUGUCAGUAUAUGGUACAACUCAACAUACGGCAGACACACAAAUGUGUUAUUGAGGAUUCCUCGCUCUAUAAAUCUGAUAUCAAAUUCCUACCUGCAGUUUCUGCUUGGACCUGGAACCAAGGUGUUAUUUGAGUUUGUAAAGGAAAUGCCAAAGCCUGAGUCAAAUUUUAGACUUGAUCUAUCUUCUCUUCUAGGCACUCUGUUUUUUACAUGGGUCGUCCUGCAACUUUUUCCUGUUGUUUUGACAUCACUAGUAUAUGAGAAGCAACAAAAAUUAAGAAUCAUGAUGAAAAUGCAUGGUCUUGGUGAUGGGCCAUAUUGGAUGAUUUCAUAUGGUUAUUUUCUUGCCAUAUCAGUAACCUACAUGUUGUGUUUUGUGAUAUUUGGUUCACUUUUAGGAUUAAAAAUCUUCACAAUCAAUGACUACAGCACCCAAUUCGUGUUUUAUUUCAUAUAUAUCAACUUACAAAUUGCACUGGCAUUUUUGGUGUCUUCCAUAUUUUCAAAUGUUAAGACAGCUACAGUAACUGCAUAUAUAGGUGUCUUUGGAACCGGUUUAUUAGGUGGCUUUCUUUUCCAAUUCUUUGUUCAAAACACAUCAUUUCCAAGAGGGUGGAUUAUUGUUAUGGAGUUGUAUCCUGGGUUUGCUUUAUAUCGUGGGUUAUAUGAGUUUGCACAGUUUUCCUUUGAGGGGAGUAUUUCGGGGACUGGUGGUAUGAAGUGGCAGAAUCUCAGUGAAAGCACCAAUGGCAUGAAAGAGGUCUUAAUCAUCAUGUUGGCUGAGUGGAUAGUGAUUCUUUUUGCUGCCUUCUACAUUGAUCAAAUACUGUCGUCAGGAAGUAGAAAAAGCCCUCUUUUCUUCUUGAAAGGAUUUCAGAAAAAGACUCCUUUCCCGAAUCUUGAUACCCAAAUGCAGGUGUCAAAAGUAUUCUCUCAGAUGGAGAAACGUGAUGUUAUCCAAGAGAAGGAGAAGGUGGAGGAACUGCUACGUGAACCCACUAUUAAUCAUGCAAUUGUAUGUGACGACCUAAAAAAAGUCUAUCCAGGGAGGGAUGGAAAUCCAGAUAAAUUUGCAGUGAGAGGGUUGUUCCUUUCAGUGCCUCAAGGGGAAUGCUUUGGUAUGCUAGGUCCCAAUGGAGCUGGGAAGACCUCUUUUAUCAAUAUGAUGAUUGGUCUCACAAAGCCAACCUCGGGUGCGGCAUUUGUUCAAGGCUUGGACAUAAGAACUCAUAUGGAGGGAAUAUAUACUACCAUGGGUGUGUGCCCACAGCAUGACUUGCUGUGGGAAAGCUUGACAGGUAGAGAGCACCUACUUUUUUAUGGCAGACUUAAAAAUCUUAAAGGUUCAGUUUUGGCACAAGCAGUAGAAGAAUCUUUGAAGAGUUUAAACCUUUUUCAUGGAGGAGUUGCUGAUAAACAAGCUCGAAAAUACAGUGGAGGGAUGAAGAGGAGGCUUAGUGUUGCAAUUUCGUUGAUUGGGGAUCCCAGAGUUGUUUACAUGGAUGAACCAAGUAGCGGUUUAGACCCUGCCUCAAGAAAAAGCUUAUGGAAUGUUGUCAAGCAUGCAAAACAGAACCGUGCAAUCAUUCUCACCACACAUUCCAUGGAAGAGGCAGAAGCCUUAUGCGAUCGAUUAGGAAUAUUUGUGAAUGGUAGCUUGCAGUGCGUUGGAAAUCCAAAGGAGCUGAAGGCUAGAUAUGGAGGAACUUACGUGUUCACAAUGACAACAUCUUCGGAUCAUGAAAAAGAUGUGGAGAACAUGGUGCACCGACUCACCCCAAAUGCCAACAAGAUAUACCAUCUCUCUGGUACUCAGAAGUUUGAGCUGCCAAAAGAGGAUGUUAGAAUAGGGGAUGUAUUCCAAGCUGUUGAUGCUGCAAAGAGAAACUUCACUGUUUCUGCAUGGGGCUUAGUUGACACCACGUUGGAAGAUGUAUUCAUUAAGGUUGCACGUGACGCUAAUGCAUUUGACACAUUGUCAUAAUUGUCAUACAAAAUAAAUUGUUUAAAACCAAAUAAAUUAAUAAAUAAACUGUUACUCCAGUAAUAUUCUAGUUGUGAAAUUAGUAUAGUCGCUUGGCCUUUACAAAUGCAAGCUUUUGAGUGGAUUUCCCUGCUGAGGAUUUGCUUUGAUGAUAACAUCAAGCAUGGAUAUUGUAUAG